AUGGAGAACACCGACGAGGCAGAGGCUGUGGAGGACCCGACGGGUCAGGAAGAUGAUGCUGAAGAGAAGCCCGGCGAAGAGGCGGCUUCCAGCAGCCGCAGGAGAUGGGCCUUCUUCCGGCGCUCAGACCGCUCCGGAGAGAAUCGCCAGGAGCUCCAAGUGGAGGCGAAGAUGGAAACGGACCCAAUGAAGCGGACGUUGCACUGGGAGUUUUCUGUGGCGGUUUCUGCCCUUCAGUACGUCGGCUCUGAGUCGGACAUCCGUUGCUUUCUCUCUGUGGGCAUGCAGCCCUGCAAGCCACUGGGAAGACCAGUGAAGCUCCUUACUCAAUAUUCUCCAUGCUACAGGCUUGAGAAGGGUGGCAAGCUCGUUUUCGACCAGCCCCGAAUCUUUUACCAGCGCAAGGCCUUCAAAGCGACCCCUCUGGAGUUGGGGAAGUUGGAAUUGAAGAUUGGCAUGUGGAAAGUCUCACGCUGGACCUUCAACUCCUUCUAUGGGGUGGGCAGCAAGACCCUGGAACAGAUCAUGAGCCGGGAGUCCCAGACCUCGAUCCGAGUUAGAGAAGCUUUGACCCAGGCAGACCGGGACGAGAAGAAGAAGAACCGAAGACCCGUUUCGGAUGUUGGCGUGGUCUACGGAGAAUUCAUCCUGGAAGAGCUCUUUGACGUCAAGCUCUUCUUCGAGAACUGGAAGUUCUUCCCGAAACCUGGGGCCAAGCUUGGAGGGAAGAACGAGGAGAAGCAGCUCAAGUUUAUCGUUCCCAAAAACUUCCGCGCAAAUCCGGCCAAGAGCAAAAACUGCCAAACCGCAUCAACGAACUGGCGGGGCGAGGGAUCCGCUCUCGAACCUUACACCUGGAAGCAAGCGGACGUCGCGACGCUCAGGGCGACGAGGAGAAGCUUGCAGCAGAUGUACUUUCUCGCAAAGCUCUAUAGUUCCAAGAAGACGGUUGGUGACAAACAUCCACUUUCAAAGUUCGUCGCCAGCGCAGUCUUCAACUUCCAGUCUGUUUUGGACGUACCCUUCUUUAAAGGGCAACUGAAGCGCCUGUCCCACCAGCUUGAGGAUUUCGACAUGGGAAGAGUUGAAGGCAGUGUGACGUGCAUCUUUUGCCCAGUUGGGCAGAUCAGACCUUCACAGCUGGAGAUGUAUCAGCCGAGAACCUCAAGCUCCGUAGGUCAUCUCAACAGCCAAGAGGUGCACCUCGUCGUGAGAGUUCAAAAGUGCGAAGGCCUGGCAGUGGCGGAUGAUGAAAAAGGCUCCUCCAGCCCCUUCGUCCGCGUCAGUUGGGACAAUAUGAUGCAGACGUCUCCGGUGCUGAAAGACACAAUCCGACCAGCAUUCAAUCACACUUUCUACUUCCCCGUCCGAUUUUUCAACGAACGCGUCACCUCGCGAAGGUACUUGGAGACUGCAUUUCGUCUUGAGAUGAAGGCCAAAGGUGACAUCCAGAUCCAAGCCUGGCACUUUGACGAGGCUUCCUCCACCUCCCUGGGCGUGGCCAGCAUCUCGCUGCUUUCCGUCUUGAGCAGUAAUCACAUGGCCCUGUGCACUUUGCGCGGGCGUGUGCAAGCGGAGAAGGUGCUCGAGGAGGAUAUGGAGGAUGUGCAAGUAAACAAGGAUGUACAGUGGUACGAUCAGGAGCGCCAAGUUCGCUGGUAUGAUGGCUUUCGCACUCCUCUUGUUGGAUGUCAGAUUAUGAAUCACAACGAGGCACUUGUUCACUGCGAAGCAUUUUUUUACCCUGGACUUCCGAGCGACUUCAAACAGCUGGCUGAGCACGUAGAGGAUACAUCUGCCGAAGACACUUUCUGGAGAACCAAAAGGUCGGAAUUCCAAAAGCGAAAUGAAGCAUUCGCAGAAAACUAUGCAGGACCCUUUCCUGACGCAAUUGGUGCUAAGCCUUGUUCAAUCGAGGUGUCCCGCGUCUCAGAAGUACGCACGUUUCCGUGCCUGGGCCUUGACCAGAUGAAUUUGGAACCCAUGCCUUUAAUGUCCUUCUUGUCGGACGUCAUCGUCAGUCAGGAGUACACGAGACCCGCAAAGCUUCUGCACUGGAUCCAUUGCAUUACGUACAGGACGAAUGCGAAGCAAGAGCGGACCGGACUGAUCUGGGAAGACAUGUGGAGAGAUCCGCAGUUCCUGCUCUUCAGCCGUGCAGGCUCUCCGCAGGACCACGCGAUUUUGCUGUGCUCUGUUCUUCGAGGUAUGUCCCGCGAUGCAUUUGUGGUGAAAGGAACUGUCCGGGUGCCGUCAGACUCAGGCAAGUCCCGACUCGUGGAACAUGCCUGGGUCAUGACGCGGGAAGAUGGUGGGUGGGUGACUUUUUGGGAGCCCUCCACUAGAGAGAUGUACCACCUGCCGCAACGCUGGGUAAAGCGGAAGAGUGUGCUUUCAGCCACUGCGAAGAGCGCGGAGGCUUUGGAUUUGGUCCAGAAAGAGGACGAAGACGACAAGGACUUCCUUGUGGCGCAAGACCGCGCCACAGACGAAGUCCAGGACAUAAUGGUUGAAACAGGCGACGUCUCAGAUGUUCCAAGGGUCGGCCGAGCUCCUCGUGCAAAGCAACGUGCCGGAAAUGUUUUGAAGGGCCGCGAUGCGGUGCGCCAUGAAAUGCUAGAAACCCAGCGGCGUUUGCCCAUAGCGCCUCGACCUCAACUGUUGUCCGAGGGCGAGCGAGCGACGCUCGUGGACUGGCUGCCAUAUGAUUCCAUUGAUGUGGUCUUCAACGCAGACCAGCUUUGGGCCAACCAUCAGAAUCACCAUCCAGCCUGCAUCACCUACACUUUCGAGGAUGCAGUACCUGUGAAUGCGCAGGAGAACACGGAGGGCACGUGGGCAGCACUCCUGUCUGAGGAGGAGCGUAAGCAGAUUGCCAUAAAUCCUGUCACUGCCAACGUGCUCAUGGAAGCGCCCAUGAAGCCAGCGCUUGUCCAAAAGCUCAAGGAUCAGCUUGUGGUUGACUCGCAGGAGAAUCUGCGCCUCCUGCGAGGGAGGAAUGGCAGAGAAACCAGCUUUGACCAGCGAAGCGCAUUGCUUCACCAGCUCGACCAUUUCAUCGAAAUCCACGAGACACUGAUGGGCCUGGAUAUUGACUUUUGUCCGCUUUGGACCAAGGAUCGCAGCGAGUGGAAAGAGGAAGAAACCUACCUUGCGAGUCUGCUGGAGACCCGAGCGCAGGAGCCUUGGAACAAGCUCGGGACGCCUUUUCGUCAGCCUGACACGACCGGCCAGUACAGAUACUACUCGGCCAUCCAGGCCAGCGAGGAGAGUGGUUGGAAGGAGGUGCUGGCAAAGAUUGCCGGCUUCGUGCGAAGUAAGUCCAUCUUCCCGACCAUGAAGGGCAAGGUCUUCACAGGCUUUCCUCUUCAUUUCUCUUGUGCAGACAAGGACCUGGUUCGAGACUACAUUAUGGACUCACCCGAGUACCAGGAGCUGAUUCAACUUGGCGACCACGCCAUCUUCACCGUCUACUGUCGCAUCUUUCCCAUGGCGGGAGGAAUCUCUUCCACAUGGUUGUUCUUUGGAACACAACUUCCACUGGAGGCAUAG
Messenger RNA from Symbiodinium sp. CCMP2456, 3552 nucleotides. The record is from the annotation of a GenBank genome assembly. Lineage: Eukaryota; Dinophyceae; Suessiales; Symbiodiniaceae.